This is a messenger RNA of Rhineura floridana, 5815 nucleotides long. It is a transcript of the gene POGLUT1, whose product is annotated as protein O-glucosyltransferase 1. The transcript is spliced from 12 exons. Gene Ontology annotation, biological process: protein O-linked glycosylation; positive regulation of Notch signaling pathway. Gene Ontology annotation, cellular component: endomembrane system. The coding region runs from base 104 to 1306 and encodes 400 amino acids. NCBI's taxonomy places the organism in Eukaryota, Metazoa, Chordata, Lepidosauria, Squamata, Rhineuridae. The record is from RefSeq and is a predicted model, not a curated record. Gene Ontology annotation, molecular function: UDP-glucosyltransferase activity; UDP-xylosyltransferase activity.
UCUCGGUGCUGCUAAGAACAAUUUGUCAGCUCGGGAAAGUCUCAGUCUUACGUUCCUUGAGCACCAUUGAAGCCACCUUCCUAAUACAACGCCGGAGUUUUUGAUGGUGCGCGCGCAAGUUGUGAUUGGAGUCGGCACGAUGGAGCGUCGUCGUCGGCUACAAGUUGUUACCCUGUUUCUGUUUGUUCUUUACUGGGAGAAUAGCUCAGCAGAUACAAAAUGGAAGAAAUACAUGGUUCAGAUCGACAGAGCUCUGAUGAACUACAAACCAUGUAUGCAGGCAAACUGUAGCUGUCAUCAAAGAGUUAGGGAACAGGACUUGGCUCCCUUCCGAGAGGGGAUCUCUGAGGAGUUGCUGUCAGAAACAAUCAGUCAAAGGCUUGGGACGCACUACCAAAUCAUUGAGAGGAAGUUGUACCGUGAGCAUGAUUGCAUGUUCCCUGCAAGAUGUAGUGGGGUUGAACACUUCAUUCUGGAAAUUAUUGACAACCUUCCAGAUAUGGAGAUGGUAAUCAAUGUCCGAGACUACCCCCAGGUGCCCAAAUGGAUGAAACCGAAGGUACCUGUCUUCUCCUUCAGUAAGACUUUGGAAUACUACGAUAUUAUGUAUCCUGCUUGGACUUUUUGGGAAGGGGGACCAGCCGUUUGGCCCAUUUAUCCAACAGGCCUGGGACGUUGGGAUCUCAUGAGAGAAAGCCUCAAAAGCUCUGCAGAAAAAUGGCCCUGGAAGAAGAAAACUUCGAAAGCCUAUUUCCGAGGGUCCAGGACAAGUUCAGAGCGAGAUCCUCUCAUUCUUCUCUCUCGAGAAAAUCCAGACCUUGUUGAUGCAGAGUACACGAAAAACCAAGCCUGGAAAUCUGAAAAAGACACCCUUGGGAAACCACCUGCUAAGGAAAUCCCACUAGCAGACCAUUGUAGAUACAAAUACCUCUUCAACUUCCGAGGCGUAGCAGCCAGUUUCCGCUUCAAGCACCUCUUCUUGUGUGACUCUCUGGUGUUUCAUGUUGGGGAAGACUGGCUGGAGUUCUUCUACCCACAGCUGAAACCUUGGGUUCACUACAUCCCAGUCAAAUCCGAUCUCUCUGAUGUGAGGGAGCUAUUGCAGUUUGUGAGAGAAAAUGAUGACAUAGCGCAAGAAAUUUCAAAGAGAGGUCGCCAGUUCAUCAUGGACCACUUGCAAAUGGAAGAUAUCUCUUGUUAUUGGGAGAGACUUCUCACAGAAUACUCCAAAACCCUGACUUACAAAGUUAAAUGGAAGAGUCACUACAAUGAGAUUUCACCCAGACUCUUGAAAACAGAACUGUAAAAAAACUGGUCCAUUUCUGAUUCAGGACCAAGACUCAUGGACACUGUGAAAUCCAAAGAGCUGCACGGUUUUGUUCAAUGGAAGCUCUGUGUAUCCUGCUGCCAAAUCAUGGAAGAAAAAAGUAUUAUUGUUACUUACUGUAUGAAACUAUUUUAUCAGAUCCAGGAUUUUCUUUGAUAUCUUAAGAACAAAAGAGGAGCCUGCUGGAUAGGCCAGUGGCCCAUUUUGUCCAGCAUCCUGUUCUCACAGUGGCUAAUCAGAUGUCCAUGGGAAGCCCACAAGCAGGACCUGAGCAUAAGAGCACUCUCCCCUCCCCCAGUUUUCAGCAAUACAGUAGGGCCCCGCUUACCGGUGCUUUGCAUUCCGGCGUUCCGCUAAUGCGGUGGUGGGAAAUUGCCCCUUUUAAAGCCAAUUUAGCGAUUUUACAACAUUUUCACGUCAUUUGUGCGCGACGGCCCCAUUAUAGUCUAUGGGUCCCGCUUUACGGCAAUUUCUGCUUUACGGCGGGGGCCUGGUCCCUAACCCGCCGUAUAAGCGGGGGCUUACUGUACUGAUUUUGAAAUACUGGUCAAAUAAAUGUGGAAACUAAGUUCCACUGAAUCCUAGUAUUGCUUUGUGGUUUAAUCCCUUUGAAAAGGAAACUUUUGUUACAUUUAACUGAUUCUCCAUUUAACACCAGAUUAAUCCCACUAUAUGGGCGAUACUAGCUUAAUGGUGGGUGAACCAUCUCUUGAAUCAUCAUGGUGCAACAUUUAAUCCUGUGUCUAAACACUAGCUCUUUGCAACCCCAAGUGUACUGUAUCACAAUGACUAAGAAGGAGCAAGAAAUUCAUCCUCAACAAAAGUUGUUUGAACUAGACAGGGAGUUUGAAGUUCACAGCUAUAAAAAGCAUGCUCUGAAUAAGAAAUACAGUGCCUUGCAAAUCAGACCCCUGACCAAUGUUCUCAUAUUACUGAAUUACAAAUAUACAUUGUAAUUUUGUUCUGUAUGAUAUUUUAGUUUGAAAUGCUGAAACUCAAAAUCAAUUGUAAGGUGGCAUUGGUUUUAUGUUGGGAAAUGCUUGUAAGAAACAAAAAACUAAAACAUGUUGCUUGCUUCAACCCCCACACAUUAAUAUUUGGUAGAGCCACCUUUCGCUGCAAUAACAGCUUUAAGUCUUUUCAGGUAGGUAUGUACCAGCUUUGCACAUGCUGUCAAGAGGGAUUUUGGCCCAUUCUUGGCAGAUUCGCUCCAGGUCAUUUAGGUUGGUUGGACGUCACUUGUGGACUGCAAUUUUCAAAGAGCGCCACAGAUUCUCAAUGGGAUUGAGAUCAGGACUUUCACUGGGCCACUGUAGGACUUUCACCUUUUUGUUCUUGAGCCACUCCAAUGUUGCUUUGGCCUUGUGCUUGGGAUCAUUGUCCUGCUCAAAAGUGAAUUUCCUCUCAAGUGUCAGUUUUUUAGUGGACUGAAGCAGGCGCUCUUGCAGUAUUUCCCUGUAUUUUGCUCCACCCAUUCUUCCUUCAAUUGUAACAAGAUGCCCAGUCCCUGCUGAUAAGAAGCAUUCCCACAGCAUGAUGCUGCCACCACCAUACUUCACUGUAGGGAUGGUGUUUCUUGAGGCAUGGGCAGUGUUAGGUUUGUGCCACACAUAGUGCUUUGAGUUUUGGCCAAAAUGUUCUAUCCUGGUCUCAUCUGACCACAAAACCUUUUCCUACACCGCAGCUGGGGCACUCAUGCAUUCUGGCAAACUUCAGGUGUGCUUUCAGAUGGUCCUUUUUGAGUAACUGCUUCUUUCUUGCCACUGUCCCAUAAAGGCCAGUGUUAUGCAGAGCUGUUGAUAUGCUUGACUGGUGUGCCAUCACUCUACUCCCAGCCACUGAACUCUAUCGCUCCUUCAAAGUGAUUGUUGGCCUCUGUGGCUUCUUUCACAAGUCUUCUUGUUCGAGCGCUGAGUUUCGAAGGACGGCCUUUUCUUGGCAGUGCCUGGGUGUUGUGAUGCAGCUUCCACUUCCUGAUUAUUGAUCCAACUCUGCUGGGAUAUCCAAACACUUGGAUAUUAUUUUGUACCGUUUUCCUAAUCUAUGCAUUUGUAAUACAUUAGCACUCACUUCUGUAGCAUGCUCUUUGGUUUUCAUUUUCCUUCAGAUCCACAGCCUGACCAAUGAUCCUUCAACAGUGGGGUUUUUAUCCUGACAAUGUGACAGCAACUUUAAUGGUUCACAGGUGGGUGCCAAUGGUAAGGUAACUGUCCUCAAUAGGACAAUUUCAUUGUGUAGGAGCUUCCACAGCACAGGGGUUGAAUACUUAAGCAAGCAGCAUGUUUCAGUAUUUUAUGUUUCUUACAAACAUUUCCCAACAUAAAACCAAUGUCACCUUACAAUAAUUGAAUGUGAAUGUCAGUGUUUCAAAUUAAAAUAUAAUACAGAACAAAAUUACAAUGUACCAUUUGUAAUUCAGUACUAUGAGAGCAUUGGUCAAGGGUCGGAUUAAUUUUGCAAGGCACUGUACAUAGGCAAAUAGGACUAGAUAAGAGCAUAGGAAACACCCCUAGAUUGGACCAAAGGCCAGUCAUUCUAAAAGUGGCUACCUGGAUGUUUCUGGGAAGCUUAUUAGGACCUGAGAGCAACUAGCUUCCCACACCUCUGCCACUGGCUGUCCCAGCUGUAGUACUGAGGUGCAUGAACCAAGUUCAGAGUCUGGAAUGAGAUGCCCUUAUAAUGCACUGCUUAAUCAAUUAUAUGUACCUCUACUUGUAUUUUUUAUUCCAAUUUCCCUACUGUUACUGUAUAAGAAAAUGUUGGAUUUUCCUUCUAGUUUUGCCCAUGUCCUUUCGGUAACAUUUGUGUGUUGUUUCUCAUAAGGGUGAUUUUUUUACUUCCCUCAAUAUCCUUAGAAAAUCACCAAUAUCAAAGUCUGGGUAAUAUGUGGAUUGUUAAAUUUUCAUUCCAUGCUUCUUCCAAGCUGCCUGGGGCAGUAUGGGUGCUGGUAUUCCACACGUCAGGGAUGUGGAACCUGUGGCCCUCCAGCUCUUAUUGGUCUCUCACUCUCAUCAGGCCCACCCAGCAUAACCAGUAGUCAGGGCUGCAGGUUCUCAGGCCUGCCCAACAUGUUUAUCCCCACAAUAACCCUAUGAUGUAGGCUAGGCUGAGAAAUGCUGGCCAGCUCAAAUCACUUGGAGAACUUCAUGGCUGAGUGGGAAACUGAACACAGUUCUUAUGAUCAAAACUAGACAUUACAUGGAAAUCCAUGAUUAGACUCUCCCCACAUUUUUUUUUAAAUUAGCAGCCCGACAUGGCUCACUUGAAAACAGGAAGUGAUUCUCAAGAGUGUUUUAACUCUCUUUUUGAUCUGAACUGCUUCCCUAAAGCUGCUAUUAGCUUCAGAGAGGAAAAAUGCCAGCACAGCAGAUUGACUUGUUUCAUCCUUCUGUUCCAUUUGUGAGAAGUAACCUUGCCACUUAUUCAAGGGUUGCUUCCAUGUCACUGCGAAAUAUGGGGAGGAGUGAGAACAUCUGCGGUGCUAUGGAGCAAAUGGCAGCCCUGCAAAUGAUGUUAAGCCAUGCCACACCAACAUGUUCUGCCAUAUGAAAAUAGUUACCAUGAGGUGUGAUUUAAGAGGCUCCAAGGAGAUAGCCAAAUUGUGGGUUCCAGCUCUCGGAGCUCAAGUAUGACUAGCUUCUCUUGUCUUGAUUUUUUUGGUCUCAAUGUCUAGCAAAUGAUCUUAUAGUUCAUUUUGCAUUAAUCAAUGGUGUCCAGUUCUGCACUCACUGGGAGGAGGGGGAAACUUUGUGUAAUGCUACCUUAACGAUUGGCUGCAUUUUCUGGGUAGGGUGUGUGUAUGUGUAAAAGAUAGAUAAGCAGCGGUAACGCAGCCGAUGCUCUGCUCAUGGCCGGAGUUCAAUUCUAAUGGAAGGAGGAAGUCGAAUCUCCGGUAAAAGGGGUCGAGGUCCACUCAGCCUUCCAUCCAUCCGUGGUCGGUAAAAUGAGUACCUGGCAUAUGCUGGGGGGUAAAGAAAGGCCAGGGAAGGAACUGGCAAUUCCACCCCAUAUAUAUGGUCUGCCUAGUAAACAUCGCAAGACGUCACCCUAAGAGUCGGAAACGACUUGCACUACAAGUGCGGGAACACCUUUACCUUUUUUAUGUGGUAUACAGAUACUGGAAUUGCUGCUGCAAAGUAUUCCUAAAAUCUUUCUCAAACACUGAUUACCUUCCUCACUGGACUUACGGGUGGUGAAAAAAAUAACAUAGCCUGACAGUUGAACAAAUUUGGAGAUGCUAGGUAAGGAAGAGGGACUGAAUGUGAAAGAAUUAACUCAGGAAAUUAAAUCAUGUGGCAUUAUUGAGGUGAGUAGGGGAAAGAGGAGCAGGAAUAUUAAAAGAAUAAGAUUACUCUAAAUUUAUCUCCAGGGAAGAAGAUUAAUCUGGUGUGUUCUAAAACUCUUGUCUUUGAAUAAAGAUCUUUCAGAUUAAAAGAAAAAUGUGCUUUAAUGACUGAAUUAAUCCCUAAAUUGGAAUUUUUUGUACAG